Molecule: messenger RNA, 5882 nt
Organism: Ornithorhynchus anatinus (platypus)
Lineage: Eukaryota; Metazoa; Chordata; Mammalia; Monotremata; Ornithorhynchidae
Gene: FANCD2
Product: FA complementation group D2
Exons: 44
Coding region: 156-4475 (1439 amino acids)
Biological process (GO): double-strand break repair involved in meiotic recombination; interstrand cross-link repair; homologous chromosome pairing at meiosis
Cellular component (GO): nucleus; condensed chromosome
Molecular function (GO): DNA polymerase binding
Source: RefSeq, a predicted model, not a curated record
GGGCGCCGGGUUGGUGCGCGCCUGCGUCAGAGGGUCGCCCCGGAGCGAGCGGGAAUCUUGAGAGAGGAGUUCGAGGCGUGAGGCGGUCGGGUUUUCUCCUCAGCCGGCUUCUUUAGCCGCAGGAAACGGUCUUGGCGGUAGAAGAUCUCACUGCAAUGUUUGCAGGAGGAGGAUCGUUCGGCCUUGAGCAGAAAGAAGGGAGCCUAACACCAGAGGCCUCCAAAACUGGGAAGAAUCAAGAUGGUGAUAAAUCCCAGAAGACAACCACAGGAGAUGGAAUAGUGAAUGAUGACACUGUUUUCGUUCAGCUUCUCAAGGCAGCAGGGAUUCUUCUUAAAGUCGGAGGAAAGCAGAAUGAGCUAGUGGUGGAACAAGUCAUUUUCCAAAAGAAGCUCUUUCAGGAACUAAAGAAACAUGCUCUCUACCCAAGAGUGAUAGAAGAAUUUGUAAGUGGUCUGGAGUCCUACAUUGAGGACAGAGACUGUUUCAGAAACUGCCUCCAGGCUUGCGAGUGCCUCCAUACUGAAGAGACUAGCUUAUUCACUCCAUGCUACAAGAGUGUCAUCAAACUGCUGCUGGGAAUCGACAUUUUACAGCCCGCUGUUAUCAAACUCUUAUUUGAAAAGUUUCCACAGUUCAUGUUAGAAAGAUCGGGCAGUGAUGAAAUGGGUAUACCUCAGCUAAUCAUCAACCAAUUUAAAUGGAUUGACAGAAUCGUCGAUGGCAAGGAUUUCAACACUAAGAUUUUACAGCUGGUCAGCAUCGUUCCACUGGCCCUGCAACAUGACAUUAUCACCAGUUUGCCAGAGAUCCUAGAGGAUUCCCAGCGCGGUGACAUGGCCAAAGAACUCUGCGUCCUAAUGAAGCAGAAUAUCGCAUUAACUAUUCCAGUCUUGGAUGUCCUGCCCAGCCUCUACCUUGGACCAGAGCUCCUGGUGGAGCUGCGCCAGUCUCUCAUGACCCAACUAUCCAUCGUCAAGCUGGAAGAUUUACCUGUGAUCGUCAAGUUCAUUCUCCAUUCCAUCACAGCCACAAAUGCUCUAGAGGUGAUCUCUGAAUUACGCAUGAAGUUGAGCCUGGAAUCCUGUGUUUUGCCCUCAGAAAUUCAAAGUUUGCACAAAAGCAAAGAACAAGCAAGAAAUCAAAGUGAUUCCAGCCAGAGCUGUAUCGUCCUCCUCUGUGAUGUGAUCAAAUCAGCUCUUAGAUUCCAGAAGUCCAUGUCAGAAGCUUGGAUUAAGGCAAUUGAAAACAUUGAUUCUGUGUCUGACCACAAGGCUCUUGACCUGAUAGUGCUGCUGAUUAUCUACAGUAUCAACCCUCAGAGUAAGAAGCACAUAGGGAAGGUGCUGAGGACCAAAGCUCAGUCGGGCUGCCUUCAGGAGCCGCUACUGCAGAGGACUUUCUCUGGUCACCCCACCGUUUUCAGGGAUUACUUGCCGUCCCUUCUGUCAAUUGCUCAGAUCUUGCUGCGCUCUGUGGAUCACAGUGUGAUUUCUUUUGUCAGCCUCCUGUAUAAGCAUGCAUUUCUGUCUCUUGACGCUUACUGUCAGCAGGAAGUUAUUGGCACCCUAGUGAACCACGUCUGCUGUGGCACUGAUGUCGAAGUAAAUAUUUCUCUAGACCUGCUGUUGGAACUGGUGGUGCUGAAAUACUCUGCUAUGUGCAUGUGUUCAUCCCUUCUGAAGGGCAUUUUAGAAUACCUGGAUAAUAUGACUCUUGAGCAGAUAAGAAAACUUUUCACCAUGCUCAGCAGACUGGCAUUUGGCAAGGGUCUUGAAGACAGCAGCCACAUGCAGGAUGACCUGCACAUGGUGAUCAGAAAACAACUCUUCAGUCAUGUGUCUAAGUACAAACUAAUAGGGGUUAUCGGUGCUGUGUCCAUGGUGGCGUCCUUGAUGCAAAACAGAAUUGAAGCUUCUGAACGUAAUCCAGUUGAAGAAAAGCUGAGCGAUGAAAAAAAAGAACAGGUGACUUCUUUGUUGGAGCUGAUUUGUUCCUGCAGUGAGAACUCCCCGCAAGCUUCUGUGCUCUAUUAUGAUGAAUUUGCCAACCUCAUCCAAAAAGGAAAUUUGGCUCCGCAAACCCUGGAAUGGAUGGAGCAGUCCAUGUUGAAUGCUUUCCAGGAUGCCUUUGUGGUGGACCAUGACCCAGCUCAGCAAAGGACUGACCAGUCACCUGUGAAAGCUUUGUACCACCUGGAAGAAGAUUCUCCGGGAGAAAUUGCUAUCAACCUCCUGCCACUGCUGGCCCAGCAGGAUCUCAAGAAAAAUAUCUGGGAUUGGACUCCCGCAGACCCUGAGAAGAAAAUAGUGUCUCCAGUAUGCCUGCCACCCUUUUUCCGGUUACUGAGAAUUUGUGUGCAGAGGCAAAAUGCUGGAAAAUUGGACGACAUUGAAGGUUUAUUAGUUUGCCCCAUAUACUUCUCUGAGUUGGAGUCCCAAGAGACGCUGGCUUCCAUGCUCCAAGAGGAACGUUCAUUCAAGUGCUCGCUCUUGUUCCUCGCUAUCAACUGGUUCCGGGAGCUGGUGAAUGCCUUCUGUGGACAGAUUGACCCCGACAUAAAGGAAAAACUCAUUGCUCGGCUAAAGCACAUUACAGACCUGCAGACUGUGCUGGAAAAGUACUUAGCAGUUACCCCUGGCUAUGAACCUCCAGUAGCAAAUUUUGAUUUCGACACUCUGGAUGGAAUACCCCAUGUUAAGCUUGCCGUUUUAGGGAAAACCAGAAAAAAAGCGGGGGCAGGAGGAAGAAAGCGAAAAGCCGAUGGCAGCAAAAUCUCUUCUCCGGAAAAACUCGCGAAAGAGGUCAGCCGGGAAGGCGAUCAGUCUCAGACUGACAAGAGUCAAUUAGACAAGGGACUGAAGAAGGAGAAGCUGCCGGUCGUGUCACUUGAGAAUUAUAACACCUUCUUCCGAGAGCUAGAUCUUGAGGUGUUUUCCAUUCUCCAUUGUCGACUUUGGACUCCAUCUCCGUUGGCUGCUGAAUUCCUCACGGUGGACCCUGAACUCAACCAGCUGGAGCCCCCCCAGCUCCUCUUCCUGCUGGAUGAUCUCUUCCGGAAGAUGGAGAAUACAUUGUCUCCUGUUGCCAAGCAGUUGCCGUUCCUUACCAGCAAGAAAGGCAAGAACGCCGGCUUCUCCCAUCUGCAGCAGAAAUCAACCGAUGAAAUUGCUCGGUGCUUUUUGCAGCUGCUGACUCCGUUGAGUAACCACAUGGAGGUCAUCCAUAACUACUUCCAGGUCUUAAAUGAUGAGAACAGUGACAUGGAAGGUGCGCCAACAAUGCAUGGACAGGCCCAACUGGUCCUGGCUUCCUGUUACCUCCGGCUGCUGCAGAUUUUUCAUGGGCUGUUUGCCUGGAAUGGAUUUUCUCAGCCUAAGAAUCAGAACUUGCUGAAGUCAGCCCUGGAGGUCCUUGCAGGCAAACUGUAUCAAGGAGACAGUGAAUUGCCCGAAGAGGAGCUGUUCAGCCUGACUUUUCGCUACUUGAUGAAUUUCCAACCCAGUAUUCCUAGUUUCCAGUGUGGCCUUUACCUCAUUAAGCUCCAGGUUGCCAUCGCUGAGAAAUCCCUGGAGAGCCAGCACAAAGAUAAAAUAGCUUACCAGGCCAAAGAGUUCCUCUGCAAAAUCUGGUUAAAGCCAAAUGGGGAGAAAGAGAAGGGCAGUGGCUUUAAAGACCAGCUCCAGUCCCUCCUCAGCAUUUACCUGACCAACACAGACAAUAUCCUGAAGGCAAUAGAAGAGAUCGUUGUGGUUGGUGUCGAGCAGCUAACCAAUUCGCCCAAAGAAGCACAUUCUUCCACUUUCCCUACGCUCUCCCGGCAGACGUUUUUAGUUUACUUUCGGGUGAUGAUGAUCGAGCUGGAGAAGACAGUGAGGACCUUCCCUGCCAAUGUGCCAACAGACGUCCAGGAGCUCAAAGAGAAGUUUGUAUUUUGGAAAAUGGCCAUCAAGGACUUCCACAUCCUUAUUAGCCUUGUUAAGGUGUACGACAGUUGGCCGAUCCUGAACGUCUCUCUGAAGUAUGGUCGCCUUUUCGUGGAUGGAUUUCUUAAGCAGUGUAUGCCACUCCUGGACAGCACCUUUAAAAAAUACUGGGAAGAAGUCGAUUACUUACUGAAAAUCUUCCAGCUGAGUACCAGACAACUGCACAACAUGUGUAGCCACUCUAAGAUUCACCAGGAUGUGCGCCUGACUAGCCACGUGCCUUCGUUAAAGAAAUCCCUAGAGAUGCUUGUCUUGAGAGUAAAAGCCAUGCUGACCCUCAACAACUGCCAGGAGGCUUUCUGGCUGGGCAUUCUCAGAAACAGGGACCUGCAGGGUGAAGAGAUCCUGGAACCAGAUUCCCAGGAAGAGGAGAAUGAGAUGGAGUCAGAUUCCCAGCUCUCCAAGCAGGAGGCAGGAAAGGACAAUGAAAACAAAGCAAGCGGUAGUGAAGGUGAGCGAGUGGAUGAUGAAAACGAAAAGGCCAAUUAGACCUCGGCGAUAACCGAGAGCGGUACUCUUGAUGUCUCUCGGUCAUGUCUCUACAUCACAGGACUGCCUUCGAACUGUCAGUUCAGAGAAUCCACCAGGCAGAGGUUUGCUGACUCCUGCCAUUAGCAAACCCAAUCCGUUACCAAGAGGGCUGAUUGAAGCAAGUCAGCUUUAGGCUUGGCCUUUGUGUCUGAAAUGUACCAAGCCCAGACCUUUGGUAUCUGGGAAGUUAAACUUGGAAGCACUUUGGAUUGUUUUUGAACCUAGAUUUGCACUGUUCACUUUCCGUUAACUGCUCUCUGCUACUGGGCUUGAGCACCUCUGUCUUGGCUACUGAACUUCCUUAAAUGCAUUCCAUGGCCUUUGUCUUCUUUUUCCCCCACUGCGUCUCCUUAAUUGUUUAGUGUCUCAGGGAAGGUGGGGUUACUGGCAAGGAGGGGUGGCAAAGGGGAAGAUACUUCAAAAAGCCAAAGCCAGUUCUCAGCAGAACUGAGGGAACACACCUUUAAGUAAGAAUCGUAAAUUUGCCUCCCUGGAAGAAAUUUUGUUAGUACCGGUGGAUGACCUUUUGUGAUUACCCCGAAACGCUGCCUCUGGCUUCCAGAUGCCUGCCAGGAGGUAGUUCAUGUUUCGUGUAGAACCAGAUGGGAACUUGGCAAGGGGCCUUCCUGCUGUUGCUAUUUUUCUCAUCUCACAUACCGCAGAGGAAGAAAAUCUAGCCUUCCUUUGGAUUUUCGAUUUUCACGGUCCUUUUGCUCUAUCUAUUCCAAGGUUAUUAAGGUGGGAUUUCUCAAUCCCGUUUAGCCCAUGCGGGGCAGAGUACUGGUUCACUUUAUAAAUUAGAAUGUAUUCUAAUUUCCAGUUCAGCUGUGUCAGUUCCCCUUGAAAGCCAACGCGCUGCUUAUAAAUCACGUUCGGAGCAAUGGGUCAAGAGGGUGUUUUUGAAUAAAAAAACAAACUGAAUGCAGAAAGCUCUUCCCUUGUGCUAUCCCCGAUCUUUGUUCAGGUCUUUUUUCUCCCAGUCUUUAAUGAUUUAUCUGCUACAGCAGAUGAAUACUGUUUUUAAUGUUACUAUCCUUCCAUUCCCUUUGUGUGUGUGUGUGCGUGUGUCUAUCUGUCUCUCUUUUUUCCGAGCCAAUGAACCAACUCCCGAAUGGUGGACUUGCCUGGUGCCAUUCCACUUGGGAACACAAAAAGCCGUGACUGUCAUUCACCCUUUCAUGCUGCUGAAUUCAGUUCUCCCUUUCUUCAGGUUGUUUAGAAAAUGAAAACAGCCAACCACUGUACUUUUGUGUUUUGUAUUGUUGUUUUUUCCCAUUAUCAUGGGAACGUUACAAGGCUGUACUUUGACUCGUCUCCCUAACGAAUGUAUAAUUUUAUAAAGGAAAUGUUGUUUGUUCACCAUCA